Messenger RNA from Pipistrellus nathusii (Nathusius's pipistrelle), 1113 nucleotides. The record is from the annotation of a GenBank genome assembly. Lineage: Eukaryota; Metazoa; Chordata; Mammalia; Chiroptera; Vespertilionidae.
AUGUCGCACCCGUCCCCCAAAACUAAGCCCUCCAGCCCCGGUAACCCCCGAGUCUUUUUUGACGUGGACGUCGGAGGCGAGCGAGUUGGUCGAAUUGUCUUAGAAUUGUUUGCAGAUAUUGUACCCAAAACUGCAGAAAAUUUUCGUGCACUGUGUACAGGAGAAAAAGGCAUCGGAUCCACCACUGGGAAACCUCUCCAUUUCAAAGGCUGCCCUUUCCAUCGAAUUAUUAAGAAAUUUAUGAUUCAGGGUGGAGACUUCUCAAAUCAGGAUGGGACAGGUGGAGAAAGUAUUUAUGGUGAAAAGUUUGAAGAUGAAAAUUUCUAUUAUAAGCACGACCAGGAGGGUUUAUUGAGCAUGGCAAAUGCAGGCUGCAAUACAAAUGGUUCUCAGUUCUUCAUCACAACAGUUCCAACUCCUCAUUUGGAUGGGAAACAUGUGGUAUUUGGCCAAGUAAUUAAAGGAAUGGGUGUGGCAAGAAUCCUGGAAAAUGUAGAAGUGGAAGGUGAAAAACCUGCCAAAUUGUGCGUUAUUGCAGAAUGUGGAGAACUGAAGGAAGGGGAUGACUGGGGAAUAUUCCCAAAAGAUGGUUCUGGUGAUAAUCAUCCAGAUUUCCCCGAGGAUGCAGAUAUAGAUUUAAAAGAUGUAGAUAAAAUAUUAUUAAUAACAGAAGAUUUAAAAAACAUUGGAAAUACUUUUUUCAAAUCCCAGAACUGGGAGAUGGCCAUUAAAAAGUAUACAAAGGUUUUAAGAUAUGUGGAAGGUUCAAAAGCUGUUACUGAGAAAGCAGAUACAUUGAAGCUGCAACCUGUGGCUUUAAGUUGCAUGCUGAAUAUUGGUGCUUGUAAACUAAAGAUGUCAAAUUGGCAGGGAGCAGUUGACAGUUGUUUGGAGGCUCUUGAAAUAGAUCCAUCAAAUACCAAAGCACUGUACCGUAGAGCUCAAGGGUGGCAAGGAUUGAAGGAAUACGACCAAGCAUUGGCUGAUCUUAAGAAAGCUCAGGAGAUAGCACCAGAAGAUAAAGCUAUCCAGGCAGAAUUGCUGAAAGUCAAACAAAAGAUAAAGGCACAGAAAGAUAAAGAGAAGGCAGCAUAUGCAAAAAUGUUUGCUUAA